AUGACGAUCGAGGGACAAUUCAUUGGAUGGCAAACAAUUGGAACUGGUGGUGACAUAAUCAAUGCAUUUAGCGGUACUUGUCUUGCAAUGUCUAUGGCGAAUAUCAUCGGCAUUGUCGGCCCGGUAUUCUCGAGAGAAACUCUUAUUAUUGCUGCUUUUGCUGAAAAAGUUGGCUUUCCAGUGAUAUCCUACGCUGCAACCGAUCCUGACUUAACUGCUCGAGCAGCGUACCCUGCAUUUUAUCGUACAGUACCUUCGGAUAAUUCAGCUGCAUUAUCGAUUGCAAAACUCUUCGUCAAGUUUAAUUGGACUUCAUGCGUAAUUAUCUAUCAAAAUGAUGCAUUUGGAUCAGGUGGUGUGAAAGCAAUAAGCCAGACAUUUCAUAACAAUGGUUUGGUAGUUAGCCAAACAAUCGUGUUUGAUAUAGCGUCAAGGAGUAUACAAGGGAAUUUAAAAGUCUCUUUAAUUAGUAGUUCAGCACGAAUUGUAAUUUUGUGGGCUGAAUCCAUGUAUACAACUCUCAUUAUACAAUCUGCGCUUGAGUCUGAUGUGCUCGGUCCAUUAUUUACAUGGAUAUUAAGUUCGAGAGUACCGUUGAACGCGUUCAAUCGAACAUUUUAUAAAAAGUUAGUUGGAAUACUGACAAUCGAACCUACAGUAGGAGAUGUUUUAAGUGCGUCCGUAAAUAGCACAUUGUUAAGUGCAGCAUAUAAUAUUUGGAACAAGUACGAACCGGAAUCGUUUCCUGGGCCGGCAAAUGUCAAUAACUAUGCACUGUUUGCAUUUGAUGCGACUUGGUCAUUGAUUUUGUCAUUGAAAAAACUUUGUUCGAGAACAAUGAAUAGUUCUUCUCCGUGCAUAUCGACUCUCAAUGCUUCAUUCUGUUUUGAUAACCGUUUUUUGAAUUCCAAGGCUUUUCUUGAUACUAUCAUUCAGACUGAAUUUCUUGGUGUAACCGGUCCAAUACAAUUUAGUGCAAACGCAACACAUCGAAUAAAUGGUACUUAUUAUUUGGCUCAAAAUGUUCAAACUUCUUCAAACGGUGUGGAUUAUGUGCCAGUAUUGGAGUGGACUGAUUCUGACGAUUGGCGACCGUCAUCACAACCCAAGGCUAUUGUGUGGCCUGGUAAUUCUUUACUGCCCCCUAGUGGACAUGCAAAACUUACAGGUGUGAACUUACGUAUUGGUGUUAUUGAGUCCAUUCCAUUUACAACUGUCGCAAAUGUUACAGAUAAAUAUGGACAAAGUACCACAAAAUUAGUUGGCUAUGUGUCUGAUCUUGUUCAACUUUUGCAAAAUAAGAUGGCAUUUGUCCCUACUAUUAUAUUAGUACCCUCCAAUCAGACAUAUUCCGGAUUGAUUGAUGCAGUUGAAAAUGGCGUCUAUGAUAUGGUAAUAGGAGAUGUCACAAUGACUGCUGCGCGAAGAGAAAAGGUCGCAUUUUCGAAUUCAAUAUUUGAUACUUCCACACGCAUAAUUAUGCGAACAAAAGUUCCGAAUACUGUGGAUCUCUUUGCAUUUUUAGGACCAUUCUCAUUUAGUCUUUGGAUGAUACUCUUAAUUAUCACUAUCUUUGCUGCUGUUAUCAUCUGUCUACUAGAACGACCAGAUAACCCAGCGUUACAAAAUAGAUCAUUUAUGUCUUCUGUUAUAAUGAGUUGGUGGUAUUCUGUUGGCACAAUAAUGGGAUAUGGUGCAGAUUUUCAAGUUACAACUGCUGCUGGACGUCUAUUAACUGUUGGUCUAUAUUUUUUAAGUUUAGUUUUGGUAGCAACAUAUACUGCUAACUUAGCAUCUGAUUUAACAAUAUCAAAAUCGAAGAAUAUCAUUACUGGAAUUGAUGAUAUAAAAAGUGGCAAAAUUCCAUUUAAUCGUAUUGGUGUUCGUGUAGGCACAGUUGGUGAAGAGUAUUAUUUACGAGAAAUUUCUGGAGGAAAUCGAAAUUUUUAUCCAUUGAGUUCUCGAAAAGACAUGUAUGAAAGUCUGCUUAAUGGUAUCAUCGAUGCAUCUUUGAUGGAUAGUGGUACUGGUGAAUAUGUAACGAAUAAUGUGUAUUGCAAUUUGACUUUGGUAGGUGCAGAGUUCGAUAAGAGUGCAUUCGGUAUUGUUGUUUCUAAACAAUGGUUAUAUGGACAAGAUUUAGAUGUCAACAUAUUAUCAUUAAGAGAGUCCGGUGCUCUUGAUGACUUAAAAAGAAGAUGGUUUCAAUUAUGUAGUUGUCCUGAUACAUCCGAUACGUCGACCAGCUUGGUGAUUGAAGCAAUGGGUGGCUUAUUUCUUACAUUUGGAGUCAUAAGUAUUCUAUCAGUGUUUUUAUUCAUAUGGAAGAAACGCUUUAGAAUUAAUUUACAUAAAUUAUUUCAACAUGAAAAUAUUAUUCGAUUUUACGGUCAUAUACAAGAUGAUUCAACUUAUUAUCUAUUUCUUGAACAUGCUGCUGGUGAUGAACUAUUCAAGAAAAUUAAAUCUAAUGGUGGAAUUCCAGAAUGUCUCGCACAACUUUAUUUUAAACAAGUUGUUUGUGGAAUGGCUUAUCUUUAUAGUCUUGGUGUAGCACAUCGAGAUCUUAAACCAGAAAAUGUUCUCAUCGCAAAUAAUGAUAUUAUCGAAAUUUGUGAUUUUUGUUGGCAACAUUUGUUCGUAAUCAAGCAAACAAAAGAUGAACAAAUAUUGACUACCUAUUAUGGUACACGACCUUAUAUGUAUCAUCAGAAAACACCAUAUCGAGGUGAACCUGCUGCCGAGAUUGACGAUUGUGGACUUCGUAUAUGA
This is a messenger RNA of Rotaria sp. Silwood2, 2772 nucleotides long. Lineage: Eukaryota; Metazoa; Rotifera; Eurotatoria; Philodinida; Philodinidae. The record is from the annotation of a GenBank genome assembly.